This is a messenger RNA of Galleria mellonella (greater wax moth), 1268 nucleotides long. RefSeq names its product prostaglandin reductase 1-like. The transcript is spliced from 8 exons. Gene Ontology annotation, cellular component: cytoplasm. Gene Ontology annotation, biological process: prostaglandin metabolic process. NCBI's taxonomy places the organism in Eukaryota, Metazoa, Arthropoda, Insecta, Lepidoptera, Pyralidae. The record is from RefSeq and is a predicted model, not a curated record. Gene Ontology annotation, molecular function: 15-oxoprostaglandin 13-reductase [NAD(P)+] activity; 2-alkenal reductase [NAD(P)H] activity. The coding region runs from base 185 to 1252 and encodes 355 amino acids.
GGGAGAGUACAUAGGUCACAUUUUAUCGGCAAACUAAUCACUUGAAACAAAUGACAUUUUACCUUCAUAGUGAAUAGUUUCCCGCACCACGGACAAAAAUAUUUUGCAUCGUGAUCUGGGUGCACCUUGUGCUUGUCAUACACAAAAAGACGUACAAAAAUAUUCAUUCUUCAUAUUUUGAGCCAUGGCUAAGUUAUUUAAUCCAUAUCUUAUGGGAAAACGCUUAUAUUCUGGAACAAGCGGGAAAUUAUUGGGUCGAAAAUAUGUUUUAACUAAAUAUUUUAGAGGUGAACCAAAGGCAAGUGACUUUAAAAUUGUCGAAGAACAAAUUCCAGAAUUAAAAGAAGGCGAAAUAUUAACAGAAGCAGAAUAUCUUAGUGUUGAUCCUUACAUGCGCGCCUAUAUGAUUGGUUAUAAAUUGCCUACCGACAUGAUUGGAGGACAAGUUGCAAAAAUUAUAGCAAGUCGCAAUAAAGAUUUUCCUGUAGGUAAAUAUGUAGUGGGAGCUUUUGGAUGGCGUACGCAUACUGUGUGUAGUCCUAAAGUACCGCCUUCACUUGGAUUUCUACCGACAAUUUUGUUACCUAAUAUUGAACCACAUCCUCUUUCUUUGGGCUUGGGCAUAUUGGGAAUGCCUGGGAAUACUGCGUAUUUUGGUCUCAAAGAGAUAUGUAAGCCAGAACCUGGGGAAACAAUUGCAAUUACAGGAGCAGCUGGUGCUGUUGGUUCUCAUGUUGGACAAAUUGGUAAAAUACUCGGUUGCAAAGUCAUUGGCUUCGCAGGUAGCGACGAUAAAUGUGAAUAUUUAAAAAAAGAAUUGGGUUUCGAUCAUGCAUUUAAUUACAAGACUGCUAAUAUUAGACAAGCUUUAAAAGAAGGCGCACCACAACGUAUAGAUUGCUAUUUCGAUAAUGUGGGUGGCGAAAUUAGUUCCACGAUAAUGAAUCAUAUGAAUAAAAACGGUCGUGUUGCAGUCUGUGGCUCUAUAUCAUCUUAUAAUGAUGAAAAAUUACCAAAAGUUUCAAUAUUACAACCAGCAAUUGUUUUUAAAGAGCUUAAGGUAGAAGGAUUUUUAGUUAAUCGAUGGUUCAACCGUUGGCACGAAGGAAUUAAUUUCAAUCUGAAAUUGUUGAAUGAAGGCAAACUAAAAUAUCAAGAAAAAGUAUACCACGGAUUUGAUAACAUGGUUGAUGCAUUAGUAGGCAUGUUAAGAGGUGAAAAUACUGGAAAAGCUGUCGUCAAAGUAAAAUAAUUAAUAUUUUUCUUUU